Trichechus manatus latirostris (Florida manatee) is the source of this 1272-nucleotide messenger RNA. RefSeq names its product essential meiotic structure-specific endonuclease subunit 2 (gene EME2). Lineage: Eukaryota; Metazoa; Chordata; Mammalia; Sirenia; Trichechidae. The transcript has 8 exons. Gene Ontology annotation, cellular component: Holliday junction resolvase complex; nucleus. Gene Ontology annotation, molecular function: crossover junction DNA endonuclease activity; DNA binding. The record is from RefSeq and is a predicted model, not a curated record. Gene Ontology annotation, biological process: replication fork processing; double-strand break repair; resolution of meiotic recombination intermediates. The coding region runs from base 1 to 1254 and encodes 417 amino acids.
AUGGCCGAGGCCGCCGCGAGGGCCCGGGACCCGGCGGAGGAGCGCAGGGCGGCGGCCGAGGCGCUGCGACCGGAGCGGGCUCUGAGGCGCCUGGUGGUGCUCGUGGACCCAGCUAUCCUGAAAGAUGCUGGCGCCGACAUCUUGCUGGAGGCCCUGGACGUCCUGGGCUGUGAGCACCGCGUGGAGCCCCAGCUCCGUGCCAGGAGCCUCAGCUGGAGCCGCGUGAGGCCGGACCCCUGCCCCUGCGACGUGCCCCCUCAGCUGUGGGCUGCACACGAGCAGGAACUGCUGCUGCUGUUGGAGCCAGAGGAGUUUCUGCAGGGCGUCGCCCGGCUGACCCAGGUGCCUCCCCCAGCCCUGCCGCAGUGGAGGUGCGCUGGCGAAGGGCAUGUGCUGCCUGAGUGCCCGGGCAGCUCAGAACUCUUCCCUGGUCUCUGCGUUCUCAGCCGGGGGCAGGUGGCAGCCGCAGCUGCUCCCAGAGGGCGGGAGCCGGAGGUGUCUGGCCCAGACUGCUCGGUGCCCUGGACUUGUCCUGGGAGCCCCUCCCGCCCCCACCUGGCCAUCAUUGGGCUGGAUGCCCACUUGCGGUACUGCCCCCAUCCCCCAGCAGGGCUGCCCGGGAGAGGAGGGUGGGGUAGGACCGGCUGGGUGUGGGAGCCAAGGCUGGUCCCUCUGUCCAGGUCUCACCCGCGCUGUGUCCCGGGAAUGGGACGGUCACCAGGGAGUCCAGUGGUGCCCCACACCAAGGCGGCUAUCAGCUGGCUCCAGGUGGAGGAGGCCCUGGUGCUCCUGCAGCUCUGGGCGGGCCUGGACGUGCUGCUGGUGGCCUCCUGGCAGGAGCUGAGCGAGCACGUGUGUGCCUUCACCAGGGCCCUUGCCCAGCGCCCCUACAAGCAGCUCCGGGAGUCCCAGGCUUUGUCCUUCUGCACGGCAGGGCGCUGGGCAGCCAGCGAGCGGGCGGCAAGACACAGCAGGGGGCUGCUGGGGACUUGGUGGUGGCAGAUCAGGCAGUUCAACCGAGUCAGCCCCGCGGUGGCUGACGCCGUGGUUGCCGCUUUCCCCUCUCCCCGCCUUCUACAGCAGGCAUACGUGGCCUGCAGCUCGGAGCGGGAGCGGCUGGCUCUCCUGGCUGACCUCCCUGUGGAGGUGGGCCAGGGUGGGCGGCCCCGCAGGGUGGGGCCCGACCUGUCCCGCCGCCUCUACCUCUUCCUGACCACCUGCAACCCUGAUCUCCUGUUGGACCUGUGUUCCUGAGCACACUGCCUCCGAUCA